GGUUGAUUGACAUGUAUGUACAAGUGGUCCGUAAGCCUUAGUCGUCACUCAAUUGCUGAACGAAAUGGAACGCCACCAGCUUGUAGGAUUCUUUCUUCUUGCUCUCUUCUCCGGUUGUGUGGUUGCUGGCCCAGGUAACAAGGAACUGGGCUUCGUGCAGAAGAUUGAGGGUGGAGUCUACAAUGCGUUGUGUUGGGUGUUCGAUCUUUACCCAAUAUCCAUAUCCAAACAACUAUUCCAGAUCCCAGGACUGGAAGGUCGAAUAGUUAAAACCGGUCCUCCCAGCAGAUGUAGCAAGAUUAUACUAACUGCAGGGUACAAAUACCCACCAGAGAGUGAACUGAAGAAACUGAGAGAUAGUAAACUUCCAGUGGUUUGGGUUAUAGGAGGUCCUGGCUCAGGCAAAGGCACUCUUUGCGGUCAGAUGGCCAAAAACGAAGGAUUCACUCACAUUUCAGUUGGAGAAUUGUUGAGAGCAAAGGUUCAAAGUGACCCUGACUCGACCAAAAGCAAAGCCCUUGAGAAGACUAUGUUACAAGGAGGACUGAUACCUGAUUCUGCCUCUUUAUCAAUCUUGGCAAGUGACAUGAUUUCCAAGCUCGACACAUCUAAAGGUUUCUUAAUCGACGGGUUUCCAAGAAAACUUGAAGACGGUGUGAAAUUCCAGGAAAAGAUCAAACCUCCAGAUGCUAUUAUCGUCCUGGAGGUUAGUGAUGAAAUCAUGAGAAAAAGAGCGCUCAGUAGACAAGAAAACCGGAAAGAUGACAAUGAAGGGACAUUUAACAGACGGCUGAAAACAUUUCACAAACAACACAAACUUGUUAUAAAAAACAAAAAGUUUUCUAAAAAAGUCAGAAAGAUAAAUGCAGAGAGGACAAUAGAAAAGAAUUUUGAGGAAUUUGCUGAGAUAAUCCAUGGUUUGGUACCAAAACCAACCGGAACCGAUAAUCCGAGUUCCAAGAGUUUGGAACCAAAACCAACCAGAACCAAUGAUCCAAGUUCCAACAGUGGGGAACCAGCAAAACCAACUGGAACCAAUGAUCCGAGUUCCAACAGUGGGGAACCAAAACCAACCGGACCCAAUGAUCCGAGUUCCAACAGUGGGGAACCAAAAGCAAUCGGAACCAAUGUUCAGAGUUCCAACAGUGGGGAACCAAAACCAACCGGAACCAAUGAUCAGAGUUCCAAAAGUGGGGAACCAAAACCAACCGGACCCAAUGAUCAGAGUUCCAAAAGUGGGGAACCAAAACCAGCCGGAACCGAAAAUCAGAGUUAAAGCAACCAAUAAGUGGAAAUCAGCAUUUUCUUGUAGAAAAAGCAUAAAUAAUUAUUUUUGUGCAGAAAACA
Messenger RNA from Macrosteles quadrilineatus (aster leafhopper), 1347 nucleotides. RefSeq lists its product as uncharacterized. The transcript has 8 exons. Gene Ontology annotation, cellular component: cytoplasm; cytosol. Lineage: Eukaryota; Metazoa; Arthropoda; Insecta; Hemiptera; Cicadellidae. Gene Ontology annotation, molecular function: AMP kinase activity; ATP binding. Bases 65 to 1276 code for a protein of 403 amino acids. Gene Ontology annotation, biological process: nucleoside triphosphate biosynthetic process. The record is from RefSeq and is a predicted model, not a curated record.